Molecule: messenger RNA, 816 nt
Organism: Penicillium cosmopolitanum
Lineage: Eukaryota; Fungi; Ascomycota; Eurotiomycetes; Eurotiales; Aspergillaceae
Product: ubiquitin-conjugating enzyme E2
Exons: 4
Coding region: 1-816 (271 amino acids)
Source: RefSeq, a predicted model, not a curated record
AUGGCGACAAAAGCGGCUUUCAAACGGCUUACUCGCGAGUACCAAAGCAUUCAAAAGAACCCCCCACCAUUUAUCGUGGCACACCCGUCGGAAACCAACAUUCUUGAAUGGCAUUACAUCCUGACCGGUCCUCCGGGGACUCCCUAUGAGAAUGGACAAUACUGGGGCACUUUGAUCUUCCCCCCGGAAUACCCUUUCGCCCCUCCUGCGAUUCGCAUGCACACACCUAGUGGCCGAUUCCAACCAUCCACCCGCCUCUGUCUCAGUAUCUCCGACUUCCACCCCAAGUCAUUCAACCCCGCAUGGGAGGUUUCCACAAUUCUAAUCGGACUACUCUCAUUCAUGACGAGCGAAGAAAUGACCACGGGAGAGUGCGAACGCCGAGUACUCGCCGCCCGAUCACGAUGGUGGAACUCGACCGGUGGAGGCUCACACGCCAACGCUACUCCAGGUGUCGCCCGAACAACCAAGGGGAUUAACAAUGUCAAGGCAGGUGAUGGGGGGUUAAAGUUCCGGACUGAAUGGCCAGAGCUGGAUCAGGAGAAUUGGACAUGGAUGAAGGAGCACCGCAUCGACACCGCCACCGGCCAAAUCCUGCCCGAUCCCAACGCCCCAAUCAAGUGUUCCCCGGAGACCAGUGCUCUCCGUCGGCGACCAAAUGGAAGUGGCCCGGGAUUCGGGGCAGUCAUGGAAGGUGGCCAUGUGGCGCGGGAAGCCGGACAAAGUUGGGUGCGACGGAAUCGCGUUUGGGUUGGUCUGGCUGUACUCUUUGGCUAUGCGUUACUUUCACGACUUGUCAGCGACAUGCAGGGAUGA